AUGAGAUUGAUAUCGCAGGUUCUCUACGCGGCCAUCGCAGUUGCUGGAGUCCGCGCUGUGGCUCCGGAGGAGCCAUCAAACUCGCAAACCCAUCGCAAUGCGUAUGCGCGGCGUAUGCUGGGUUCCUCCUUUGGCAUUCCCAAGAACCAAACGUUCGAUUACGUCGUCAUUGGCGGGGGCACGGCUGGCUUAACUAUCGCAACUCGGCUGGCCGAACAGGGCGCCGGCUCAGUUGCUGUUGUUGAAGCAGGAGGCUUCUAUGAGCUGAACAAUGGCAAUCUUAGCCAGAUUCCUGCCCAGGAUGCCUUCUACGUUGGCACGGAUCUCGACGAUUGGCAGCCAGGCAUCGAUUGGGGAUUUCACACUACGCCUCAAGCGGGUGCUUACAACCGGGCAAGUCACUACGCACGGGGAAAGUGUCUAGGGGGCAGUUCAGCACGCAAUUACAUGGCAUAUCAACGCGGCACCAAGGCGGCGUACCAGCAGUGGGCAGAUAUUGUGGGGGAUUCCAGCUAUUCCUGGGAGCACUUCCUGCCAUUCUUCGAAAAGAGCCUUAAUUACACUCCCGCAGACGAUGCGCUGCGCGGUGCAAAUGCCAGUGUCACGAGUGAUCCAACUGUGCUAGGAACCGGCGACGGCCCCUUAUCCGUGACCUAUCCUCACUAUGCUCAGGCCUUUGCGACGUGGGCGCAACAUGCCUUGGUGGAGAUCGGCCUCCAGAUACGCAAUGGGUUCCAGAGUGGAGCACUUUUGGGCCAGGCCUACGGCCUUUACACGAUCAAUGCCACAACCAUGCAUCGCGAGUCGUCCGAGACGUCUUUCCUGCGCCAGGGACUCACCGAUCCAAACCUCACGGUCUUCCAAUCGGCACUGGCAAAGCGCAUCCGCUUCCACGGCAAGCGGGCUGUCGGAGUCGACGUGGAGACCAUGGGGCAUGCGUACACGCUCUCCGCACGCAAAGAGAUUGUACUCUCAGCAGGAGCCUUCCAAUCCCCCCAGUUGCUCAUGGUUUCUGGCGUGGGUCCUGCGGCCACACUGAAAGCUCAUGGUAUUCCCCUCGUAGCGAACCGGCCAGGCGUGGGCCAAGGCAUGCAGGAUCAUAUCAUCUACGCCCCCUCUUAUCGGGUCAAUGUCAUCACGCAGUCGGCCCUGCUAAAUGAGGAGUUCGAGGCACAGGCCAACCGCGACUACAACGAGCGAGCGGCGGGCAUCUACGCCAAUCCCACGUCGGAUAUCCUAGCGUGGGAGAAAAUCCCUGAACCCAUGCGAUCCACCUUCUCCAAUCACACCCUUCAGGUGCUUGCCGAAUACCCGGAUGACUGGCCAGAGGUCGAGUUCCUGACCAUGGGCGGAUAUUUCGGCUAUCAAAAGAACUAUAUCCGAGACAAUCCUAGCGACGGAUAUAAUUACGCCUCGCUUGCGGUCUCGCUCUGUACACCGCGCUCACGGGGAAAUAUCACGAUCACAUCGCCCGACGCCGCGGUGCCACCGGUGAUCAACCCUAACUGGCUCACCGAUUCGGUCGAUGUCGAACUCGCGGUGGCGGCCUUCAAGCGGACCCGCGACUUCUUCAAUACCACAGCCAUCAAGCCCAUUCUCAUCGGGCCUGAAUACUUCCCUGGCUCCCAGGUCGCCACAGAUGAGGAAAUUCUGGAUCAUGUCCGUAAGAGCUUCGAUACCAUUUUCCACGCCUCUUGUACAUGUGCGAUGGGCCAGGCAAAGGACCCCCAGGCAGUGGUGGAUUCUAAAGCCCGGGUCAUCGGCGUUGACGCCCUGCGCGUGGUGGAUGCAUCAGCAUUUCCCCUCCUACCACCAGGCCAUCCCCAGUCCACAAUCUACGCACUGGCAGAGAAGAUUGCCUGCGACAUUUCGGGCAACUGUUAA
Molecule: messenger RNA, 1884 nt
Organism: Penicillium vulpinum
Lineage: Eukaryota; Fungi; Ascomycota; Eurotiomycetes; Eurotiales; Aspergillaceae
Product: GMC family oxidoreductase
Exons: 3
Coding region: 1-1884 (627 amino acids)
Biological process (GO): secondary metabolite biosynthetic process
Molecular function (GO): flavin adenine dinucleotide binding; oxidoreductase activity, acting on CH-OH group of donors
Source: RefSeq, a predicted model, not a curated record